AUGUACUUAGCUCACACAAGGCCUGAUAUUGCCUAUGCAUUAAGUGUUGUUAGUCAAUAUAUGCAUAAUCCUAGAGAGAAACAUAUGAAUGCAGUGAUGAGAAUUUUGAGCUAUUUGAAAGCAACUCCUAGAAAAGGAAUUUUGUUCGCAAAAGAUGAUAACUAUUUGAAGAUCGAAGGCUACACUGAUGCUGAUUGGGCUAGUGAUGUGGGUGAUAGAAGGUCCACGUCAGGAUAUUUUACAUUUGUUGGUGGAAAUCUUGUCGCGUGGAGAAGUAAGAAACAAAAUGUUGUUUCUAGUUCAAGUGAUGAAGCAAAAUAUAAGGGAAUGACCCUUGGAGUUCAAGAAUUGUUAUGA
Molecule: messenger RNA, 357 nt
Organism: Prunus mume (Japanese apricot)
Lineage: Eukaryota; Viridiplantae; Streptophyta; Magnoliopsida; Rosales; Rosaceae
Source: RefSeq, a predicted model, not a curated record